UCAGUCAGUCAGUCAGCUCGGAGUCUCUUCCUCAGUCUGGAUACUCUGCUCUACAUAAAGAUGAAGAUGAAGACUUAAUGAUGAAGACUUAAUGAUGAAGGAUAUAAAGCUCCAGAAGACAGUGCAGGUUAAUCUGAUGCUGGGAUGUGAAGUCUUUGUAAGCUGUAGCAGAUCCUGCGGAAAUGUAAGAGACAUAUAAAGAAGUCGGUUACUGAUGACUCACAAUGUCCCAAACAUGGACCAUCUUCUCUGCUGUCUCUGUGCUGCUGGCUGUGCAGCUCUGCAUAGGUGAGAAAUCCUGCACCAUCUGGUCCAGCGCUGGUCAUGUGGUGCAGCGAGGCUCCAGUUUCAAGGUGUACUGCACCUUUAACUGCAAGUGCAAAGGAUCCAUGAGCAGCGACCAUCCGCCCACACUACAGAGCCACAAAGAGUUCAAUUUAACAACUAUAUAUUUUAAAGUGGCAAACAUAACCAAGAACAGGACAUACAGCUGUCAGUGUAAGUGUCCUCCACCUCUGGACCCCUGUGGACUGGACAUCUCAGCUGGAUAUCUACCGGAGCGCCCUAAAAACAUUUCAUGCAUCUACAAGGUCAAAGGUAAUGAAACGGGAUUUGUUUUCUGCACUUGGAACCGAGGACGAGAUACUUUUCUGAGGAAUAAUUCAAUGCUGUGGGUUAGAACUGUAUCCGGAAACCACACAGAUGAAACAGUGGCGCACAAAGUCUCCAGUAAGGGAAGUGAUGUACCAUCAGCUGGUUUCAACGUGUCCCACUCCGUCCGGCUGAUCUCUGUGUGGGUCCAAACCCGAAACCCUCUGGGCUCUGCAGUGUCCGUCACCAUCAACUACACGCUCAGUGACAUCGCGAUGCCAUCGACUCCUGUUCUUGGCCAACCGGAGUGCUCUUCCCGACAGUGCAUCAUCACGGUGGAGCAGCCUGUGUGGACUCAACACCUGGAGGUCCAGUACAGAGCAGAAACGCACAUAUGGACAUCUUCUCCAGACUCGAUGAGUUCGGUUCAGAAUCGGUCCAUCUCCUCUCUGGAGCCCUACACGUUGUACCACUUCAGAGCCAGAUCCAAAUUCAACACCGGCCUGUGGAGUCAAUGGAGCGCAAACAUUUCCAGCUGGACUCAAGAGGAAGCUCCUGCUAAAGAGUUGGACGUGUGGUUCGCUGAACCCGCCUCUGACUUCAAAUCCCUGAGAGUUUAUUGGAAGGAGCCGAACGUUUCCACGGCUAGAGGGAAAAUCAUAGAGUAUAAAGUCAGAGUUGACAGCCGAAACUCUGGAUCGCUGUUCGUCACAAACAUUAGUGCCGAUGCCAGGAAUUAUUCAGUCCCGUUCUGUGCCGACUGUGAAGUGACGGUGUGGACUUGCAACUCCAAAGGGCCGUCCCCUCCUGCCAGGAUUACAACCCGUCACACAAAAGUGAAGGUCACACAGCAGUUCGAGCCCCCUCGAGACGUGCAAGUAACUGCAGACAACCACAGUGUCGCCAUCUCCUGGAGAAAGCCUGACGCUGCACCGCUUCAUGCAGUGUACGUGGUGGAGUGGUACCCAGAGGGCCAAAAGCUGGAGGAGCUCAGAUGGCUCAGACUGGGCAGGAAUGACAACCAUGCUGUUGUAACAGGUAUUAAGCCAUUUGAGUGCUACGAGGGAGCAGUACAUGUUUUCUAUAACGGGAGCUCAGUGAGCAGGACCAGAUUUACAGGAGUCACCACUUUGGAAUCAGCCCCGGUAGCCGGUCCAUCGGUCCAAGAGACGGUGGAGGGAAACCAAGUGAAGGUGACCUGGAUAGAGAUUCCCAGGGGUCAGCGUGGGGGUUGUGUCACCAAGUACACCAUCUAUUUAGAGGACGGCAGCGGACACCGGCAGCCUUACUCUAUACCAGCAUCAGAGAGGAUGCGCAUCAUCAAAGACCUGUCUCCAGAAGUCUACAGCCUGUGGAUGACUGCGUCAACUGCUACAGGAGAAGGCCCUGUAGGUCAAAAGGUCAAGUUCUUCAUCCAGGAGGAGACCCAACUAUCCCCCCUACUGGUGUGUGCAGUCGUCGCCCUGAUCGUGAUGUUUCUGGUGUGUCUGUAUCACAGUUCAGCUCUAAAGCAGAGGUUCUGGGUGUAUUUCCAGUGCCUCAUGCUCGAUGUUGUGCCAGAUCCUGCAAACAGCAAGUGGGCAAAAGAGUGCACCCAGGAGAAGGGUAAGAUGAACCUCCAGCUGCAGCUGAGCAACUCCAGUGUAACCGCGGAGGAAGAAGAGCCCAUCCUUGUGGACGUGGAGGAGCUGCCCAAGCAGAGCAGUGACAUCUGCGCACCUACAGACGACUCCUCGCAGCUCCCACCUCAAACCGGCCUGAGCCCCGAGACGGAGCCGGUCACGCUGCUCUACCCUCUGACCACCUACAUCAAGAGCUUCUCCCACGACUCCGACAGCUCCGACCACACGCAGACCUCUCUGGACACCAACACAACCGUCGACUACAUCUCAUCACACGAGCCGGGAGGUAUGGACGAGGAUGAUCAGGAAGAGGAGCAGGAGGAGGAAGAUGAAGAGGAUGAGUUUGUAGAAAUGCUGGGUUUCUUCCCCAGUCACAACAGCUUCAUAGAGCCACUGGAUUUUAGAGGGAAGUUGACUCUGAGUGCGGUCAAAAUUGACUGCAGUGACUUCUUUCAGAACAGUUAGUGUUGACCUGAAACCAGAACUCUUUAGUGAGACGAGGUUUGAGUGAAAACAUUUUUUAGAGGAAGAGGACGGCUAAACGAAAGAGACCGAAUGACUGGAGGUGGUGACUGGAUUCCUCUUUUUUUUGUCUUUUCUUUUUGCAUCUUGCAGAGAUGUGCAUGAACUACCUCCUGGCUCACUGAAACCUCAACUGUAACGUAAUACUCUCUCGCUUAAGUCUUCAAGAGCUGUUGUUCAGUAAUCAUUUUUGACAGUUUUUAUAUCAUGCAUUACCAUUGUUUCCUCUUCAGAGCAGCAAUGGACACACUAACACCAUGACCACAAUGAACACAGCACAGGCUGCCUGCCUGAACUGAAUAAGACAUCCAUAUACUGACAGCAUACUGAUAGGCCUUUUUUUCACAGCAGACAUUUUGACUUGUCAUAGUAGGAAAAGCACAGGUGUUACUAGUCACGCACGGGCCACACAGGACACGUGAGCAGCACGUGUGCAUUGCAAAAUCUCUUGCUUUUUAUUUCAGCGUAUUAACAGGUUAGAGCAGCCACACGUCCCGAGCAGCGCGGCUCAGCUGCGUCUCUUCUAGAGAUUUGAGGUCUCGCCUAUUUAUUCUGCAUGUCACGUGCAGUUCACAGCAAAGAUGGACAGAGAAAGUGAUUUUU
Messenger RNA from Sebastes umbrosus (honeycomb rockfish), 3338 nucleotides. RefSeq names its product interleukin 12 receptor, beta 2a (gene il12rb2). Gene Ontology annotation, molecular function: protein binding; cytokine receptor activity. Gene Ontology annotation, cellular component: membrane. The transcript is spliced from 16 exons. The record is from RefSeq and is a predicted model, not a curated record. Lineage: Eukaryota; Metazoa; Chordata; Actinopteri; Perciformes; Sebastidae. Bases 225 to 2678 code for a protein of 817 amino acids.